This is a messenger RNA of Colletotrichum costaricense, 243 nucleotides long. RefSeq lists its product as uncharacterized. NCBI's taxonomy places the organism in Eukaryota, Fungi, Ascomycota, Sordariomycetes, Glomerellales, Glomerellaceae. The transcript has a single exon. The coding region runs from base 1 to 243 and encodes 80 amino acids. The record is from RefSeq and is a predicted model, not a curated record.
AUGGGCGACAGCGCCAAGGAAAUCCAGCCCGAUUUCUUGCGAGAAAUAGUCGCGAACUACUCCGUACGAGUACGGAGUACGAAGACACGAGGCGCGUCCCACUCCUGGAGCUUGAAGCCAAGCCGACCGCCAACCGCCAAAGCGGCUCCCACGAAGACUUACUCGCUGCGACCUUGCCAUUCCUGUACAAGAGGCGGCCGCCCCGUAGCGUGGUAUUCUCGACUGGAGACCACACUACCGUGA